Molecule: messenger RNA, 2399 nt
Organism: Liolophura sinensis
Lineage: Eukaryota; Metazoa; Mollusca; Polyplacophora; Chitonida; Chitonidae
Product: NADPH-dependent diflavin oxidoreductase 1-like
Exons: 16
Cellular component (GO): cytosol
Molecular function (GO): FMN binding; NADPH-hemoprotein reductase activity; flavin adenine dinucleotide binding
Source: RefSeq, a predicted model, not a curated record
ACGUGCGCAAAGAGCUUGGUCGAGAGAUCGUUCUGAAGAGUAUAAUGCAGGGAGAGGAAGUUCGCAGACUGCUGGUUUUGUAUGGGAGUCAAACUGGGACAGCUCAAGAUGUAGCAGAGAGAAUCAGACGAGAGGCCAAGUGUCGACACUUUGUCUGCUCAGUGCAGGCCCUCGACUCCUACCCUGUGUCAUGUCUGAUAGAGGAGGAAUUGGUGGUGUUUGUUUGUUCAACCACAGGACAAGGGGACCCUCCAGAUAACAUGAAAAAGUUUUGGCGAUUUAUCUUGAGGAAGAAUCUUCCCAGUCAGUCUCUAUGUAAGAUGAUGUAUGCUGUGGUAGGGCUUGGAGACUCGUCCUAUCUCAAGUUUAAUGUCAUCGCCAAGAAGCUUUUUAAGAGGUUUCAGCAACUGGGAGGUCAGCCAUUGUUGCCGGUUGCCCUAGGUGAUGAUCAGCAUGAUUUAGGUCCAGAUGCUGUCCUUGACCCCUGGCUGAACUUGUUUUGGGAGAAAGCCUUACAGGUUAAACCCCUACCCCCUGGCAAGGAGAUCAUUAGUGCGGACAUCCUGUCACCCCCGCGGUACAACGUCACUCUGUUGCCAUUGACAACCCCACCAGUUGACCUAUCAAGAUGGAGGCCGGUUCCCUUGCCGUCCACAACCUCUGAAGGGAGAACACCUUACUCACAGGAUAAUCCUUAUUAUGCUAAGCUGAUCUCCAAUCAGAGAGUUACCUCACCUGAUCAUUUCCAAGAUGUCCGCUUGGUUACCUUUGAUAUAUCAGUAUCAAAUUUAAGCCAUGCAGAAGGAGAGGUGCUGAUGGUGCAGCCAGACAACAUGGAGGACACUGUUAAGGAUUUUGUCAAACUGUUAAAUCUCAACCCUGAGCAGAUGUUUACUCUAGAGUCAACAGAACCAGACCUUCCUGUACCAGCCACCUUACCUGUGCCAUGUACUGUGGAUUACCUGGUCAGACAUUACCUGGACAUCAACUCUGUGCCCAGACGUUACUUCUUCCAGCUGUUGUCUUACUUCACGGACAGUGAAUUGGAACAGGAGAAGCUGCAAGAGUUCAGCUCUGCUGAGGGUCAGCAAGAGUUGUUUACUUAUUGUAACAGGGUGAAGCGGUCAAUAUUGGAGGUUUUGCAGGACUUCCCCCACGCCACGGCUAACGUCCCAUUUUCAUACCUGUUUGAUCUUAUCCCGCCUCUACAGCCCAGAGCAUUUAGUAUAUGCAUCAUCGUUGAAGGUGAGCCAGAUCUGAUUCAGAUUCUGAUGGCAGUUGUGGAGUACAGGACUAAGCUGCAGCGUCCCCGUCGUGGUGUGUGCUCUACCUGGCUGGCCAGUCUGGAACCCUGACUUCAGCCAGGUGUUUGUACCUGUGUGGGUAAAGCCUGCACAAUCAGCUUCCCUUCUGAUCCCAGCACACCUGUAAUUAUGGUGGGUCCGGGCACAGGCUGUGCUCCAUUCCGUGGGUUUCUACAGGCAAGGUCUGGAAUUUUUCCCUUUCCAGGAAAUGUGUUAUUUUUUGGGUGUAGAAGCCGGGAGAAGGAUUUCUUCUGUAAAGAGGAAUGGCAGAGUCAGGUUGACAAGGGUCUUCUGCAGCUCUUUACAGCUUUCUCCAGAGAUCAGGAAGACAAGGUGUAUGUGCAGCAUCGGCUGAAGGAGCAGAGUGCUCUGGUGUGGAGAUUAAUCCAUGGAGAGAAAGCUUGGUUUUAUAUUGCAGGAAAUGCCAAGCAAAUGCCGGAGGAUGUGAAGAGUGCUCUAAGGGAGAUAAUCAUGAACGAAGGAGAGCUGGACUCUGAGCAGGCAGAUCAUUACAUCAAAGACAUGGAGAGGACUAAGCGAUUUCAGGUGGAAGCCUGGUCAUGACACUGGAAAUCACCUGCAUUCUUACAAUAAACAAUGUAAUAUUUAAGAAUGUCUUUUAAAUUUUCUCAGGGGUGUGUGUUUUUUAUCCAUCUUGAUGACAAUUUUAAAUUUAUUUGUUUCCAUGAUAUGACUACAUUUCAAAUGUCCUGGAAAGAUUUAUUGCAUUAAAGGUGAGAAAUUGUACGUUUAAUAGAAUAACAUUUAUCUGAUAUUUUGGUGAUGAAGCACUGGAAAUGCUUUGUUAACACAGUAUCGAUGUUAAAGAAUUUGAAAAUAGCAAUGAAGUACCUGAAGCAGGCAUUUUUACUUUACUGACAAGUAUCUCAGAAAGCAAAAUACAGAAUUUCCAUACAUACAGACAACUGAAAACUGUGCAUAAAAAUACUUUCAUUUAUUCUUUCAGGUUUUUUAUUUUAAGAGUGUUGGCAGGCAUUCAAAUAUUUGAAUAUCAUGGUGGGCUUUAGGAACCAUACUGACUGAACUCUGAGGUCACAUCACCUUUUUUGCCUGAUGUUCACCAGAAGAAAUGAA